Messenger RNA from Didymodactylos carnosus, 780 nucleotides. Lineage: Eukaryota; Metazoa; Rotifera; Eurotatoria; Philodinida; Philodinidae. The record is from the annotation of a GenBank genome assembly.
AUGUGGUACUCGCGACAGAACACGGGCUUCGCAGGCGGAACACAUCUUUUUACACAAUUAUUCUCAUUUUUCGGUCUAUUCCAUAAUAAAAUAUUACCAUUGGCGUUUGUCUUUUUUAAUGGAAAAUCGAAAAAAAAAUACUCAAAAUUAUUACGUUGUCUGAAAGAUAAAGCAUUCGCGUUAAUGUUAUUUGCACCCGAUAAAAUAGUGCUCGAUUUUGAAACUGGUCUAGUACCAGCGAUUCAAGACGAGUUUCCAUUAUCGGAGAUAAUAGGAUGUAAUUUCCAUUUCAAUCAGGCCUUAUAUCGUAAUCUUCAAAAUCUCGGUUUGCAACAAGAGUAUGUGGAUGAUGAAGCUGUUCGAAAAUAUUUUCGUAUGAUAUCAGGCAUCCCAUUUCUACCAACACAUUUAGUACAAUCGACCUAUGAUGAAGUAGUUGAUUCGACACCAUUACGUAUGCGACAUAAAAUGCAACCGUUUUAUCAUUAUUUUUCAAACACGUGGUUAAAUGGACAGUAUGCUAUUGAAUUGUCACGUCUACUACAAACACAACCGACUGUAUGGAGAUUGAUUGAAACACUUCAAGCACAAUACGUUUUAGUUCAACAUGAUAUUGAACGUUUACGUGCCGGAACAUAUAAAGGUCGAAAAAAUUUAAAAUAUCAAAAACUGAACAGAACAGGACAACGUAUAACGGAUAAUUUUAAUCUAGGUCUAACUCAACCGUUAGAUUUUGUUUUAGCAAUUGGAAGAUGUUUUGCUGCUGCUAAACGUGCUUAA